AUGUUUGUGCACCCUCUUAGGAAAUAUCCUGGUCCCACAACAAGAGCAGCCUUCCAACUGCCAAAUGCCCUCUCCAUACUGAGAGGUACCGCAUACAAGGACACCAGGGCUUUACACGAUCAAUACGGCCCUGUAGUCAGACUAGCUCCCAACACGCUGUCUUACAUCUCCUCUCAAGCAUGGAAAGACAUUUAUGGCUUCAAGCCUGAUCGCUCGGAGCUAGACAAGCAUCCAUCCUACUAUAAGAGAGAGACGCGGAAUCUUUUAGGGACUCAUUUAGUCGUUGACAAAGCUGACCAUACUCGUAUGCGCAAACUCAUUGCUCCUGCCUUUUCCGACACGGCUCUCCUUGAGCAAAGUCCCCUGUUGACGCAGUAUUUCGAUCUUCUGGUUGAACGAUUGAAACAACAAAUCGACGGACCUGCAAAGGGCCGGGUGAAUAUAGCUGCGUGGUUUAAUUUUACCACCUUCGAUAUUAUUGGUGAUUUGACGCUUGGUGAGCCAUUUGGAGCACUCGAACUGGGUGACUACACAGACUGGAUGCGUACCGUCUUUACCUCCAUCAAGCUUCUUGGGGUUUUCCGGUUUGCAGAAGCGUACACUGUGAUCGGACUGAGUUUCUUCAUUUUGCAGAAGCUCAUGCCUUCAAUUUCAGCCAAAAGAGCCGCUCAUUUAGCAUACACCAAGGAACGAAUUGAUGCCCGCAUCGCUCUACUAACAAUUACUCCUCAGGUCCUCCGACAUAACAAUGGCAAUCAUGGAAUUUCCUACCAAGAACUGCUCGGCACCUGUCGAGUCUUUCUCGUGGCCGGAUCUGAAACAACAGCCACAUUGCUCUCAGGAGCGAUAUUCUACCUGCUGCAAAACCCCGAGUCAAUGACUCGGUUGAGUUGUGAAGUAAGGGAAGAGUUUCCCAAUAAAGAUGAUAUAACAAUGCGCUCAGUCACCGUUUCAGGCAAACUUCCAUACAUGGACGCUGUGAUAAAAGAAUCGUUCCGUUGUUACCCGCCUGUUCCGUCCACUCUUCCGCGGAUAACUGGAUCUGAAGGGGCGAUUAUAGAUGGGAGAUAUGUUCCACCAGGGAUCUCUGUUGGCGUGCACCAGUGGUCUGCAUAUCACAGCAGCAGCAAUUUUGCAUCCCCAGACACAUUUGACCCAGAUCGAUGGUUGCCAGAAGCGCCCCAAAAAUACCAUGGGGAUGAUAAGGCAGUGCUGCAGCCAUUUACAAUCGGUCCUCGACAAUGUAUAGGCAAGGGAUUGGCGUAUUUAGAGAUUCGAUCUGUCCUAGCCCGUAUGAUGUGGCAUUUUGAGAUAGAACUGGACGAGGAGAGUCGAGGAUGGAUGGACGAUGCCAGGGAGUUUGCCCUUUGGGAUAAGCCGCCCUUGUGGGUUAGGUUGAAGCAUCGUGAUUGCUAA
Molecule: messenger RNA, 1416 nt
Organism: Talaromyces atroroseus
Lineage: Eukaryota; Fungi; Ascomycota; Eurotiomycetes; Eurotiales; Trichocomaceae
Exons: 9
Coding region: 1-1416 (471 amino acids)
Molecular function (GO): iron ion binding; monooxygenase activity; oxidoreductase activity, acting on paired donors, with incorporation or reduction of molecular oxygen
Source: RefSeq, a predicted model, not a curated record